AUGCACGCCCGCUCGGAAGGGACCUUUCGCUCUGCUCCCGCUGAGCCAGAGAACCCGCUGCGGGUGGAAGGGCGGGAGCCGGAGCCGGAGCCGGAGCCGGAGCCGGAGCCCCAGCCGGAGCCCCAGCCGGAGCCCCAGCCCGAGCCUGCCAGCCAGGGCUCCCGGGCCGGCGACGACAUCGAGAUCGUGGUCAACGUGGGGGGCGUGCGGCAGGUGCUGUACGGAGACCUCCUCAGCCAGUACCCCGAAACCCGGCUGGCAGAGCUCAUCAACUGCCUGGCGGGGGGCUACGACACCAUCUUCUCCCUGUGCGACGACUAUGACCCCGGAAAGCGCGAGUUCUACUUCGACAGGGACCCCGACGCCUUCAAGUGUGUCAUCGAGGUGUACUACUUCGGGGAGGUCCACAUGAAGAAGGGCAUCUGCCCCAUCUGCUUCAAGAACGAGAUGGACUUCUGGAAGGUGGACCUCAAGUUCCUGGACGACUGCUGCAAGAGCCACCUGAGCGAGAAGCGCGAGGAGCUGGAGGAGAUCGCGCGCCGCGUGCAGCUGAUCCUGGACGACCUGGGCGUGGACGCGGCGGAGGGCCGCUGGCGCCGCUGCCAGAAGUGCGUCUGGAAGUUCCUGGAGAAGCCCGAGUCGUCGUGCCCCGCGCGCGUGGUGGCGGUGCUGUCCUUCCUGCUGAUCCUCGUCUCCUCGGUGGUCAUGUGCGUGGGCACCAUCCCGGAGCUGCAGGUGCAGGACGCGGAGGGCAACCGCGUGGAGCACCCGACGCUGGAGAACGUGGAGACGGCGUGCAUCGGCUGGUUCACGCUGGAGUACCUGCUGCGCCUCUUCUCCUCGCCCAACAAGCUGCACUUCGCGCUGUCCUUCAUGAACAUCGUGGACGUGCUGGCCAUCCUCCCCUUCUACGUGAGCCUCACGCUCACGCACCUGGGCGCGCGCAUGAUGGAGCUGAGCAACGUGCAGCAGGCGGUGCAGGCGCUGCGCAUCAUGCGCGUCGCGCGCAUCUUCAAGCUCGCGCGCCACUCGUCGGGGCUGCAGACGCUCACCUACGCCCUCAAGCGCAGCUUCAAGGAGCUGGGGCUGCUGCUCAUGUACCUGGCGGUGGGCAUCUUCGUCUUCUCCGCCCUGGGCUACACCAUGGAGCAGAGCCACCCCGAGACCCUGUUCAAGAGCAUCCCGCAGUCCUUCUGGUGGGCCAUCAUCACCAUGACCACGGUGGGCUACGGGGACAUCUACCCCAAGACCACGCUGGGCAAGCUCAACGCGGCCAUCAGCUUCCUGUGCGGGGUCAUUGCCAUCGCCCUCCCCAUCCACCCCAUCAUCAACAACUUCGUCAGAUACUACAACAAGCAGCGGGUCCUGGAGACGGCGGCCAAGCACGAGCUGGAGCUGAUGGAGCUCAACUCCGGCGGCGCGGCGGAGGGCAAGGCCCCGGGCUCGCGCGCUGACCUGGACAACCUCCCGCCCGAGCCUGCCGGCAAGGAGGGCCCGAGCUGGAGCAGCCGCCUGAAGAUCUCCCACAGCGACACCUUCGUCCCCCUCCUGGCCGAGGAGAAGCACCGCAGGACCCGGCUGCAGAGCUGCAAGUGAGGCGCCCGCCGGGAGCGAGCGGGAUGGACGGGUGGGGCGGCCGGGCAGGGCUGCCCGGAGGGACUGGCCCUCGCGCCCCAACCCUCUCCUGAACAGAACUCUGAACUCCCCUGGGCUCCUGCGAUGAGGCUGGGUAAGACGCCUUCGUGUCGCCCGGGAGCAGGUGAGGGAGGGGUGGCCGGGGGUCGCGGCAGCACGGGCGACGGAGGCCACGGCCCGGCUGACGGCAGGAGCCCCCCCGGUUCUGUACCCCUUCAAUAAAGCCUCCCGCUCCGUGUGCCC
Condylura cristata (star-nosed mole) is the source of this 1878-nucleotide messenger RNA. RefSeq names its product potassium channel, voltage gated modifier subfamily F, member 1 (gene KCNF1). Gene Ontology annotation, molecular function: voltage-gated potassium channel activity. The coding region runs from base 1 to 1596 and encodes 531 amino acids. Gene Ontology annotation, biological process: potassium ion transmembrane transport; protein homooligomerization. The transcript has 2 exons. NCBI's taxonomy places the organism in Eukaryota, Metazoa, Chordata, Mammalia, Eulipotyphla, Talpidae. Gene Ontology annotation, cellular component: membrane; voltage-gated potassium channel complex. The record is from RefSeq and is a predicted model, not a curated record.